Leptinotarsa decemlineata (Colorado potato beetle) is the source of this 920-nucleotide messenger RNA. Its product is annotated as potassium voltage-gated channel seizure. NCBI's taxonomy places the organism in Eukaryota, Metazoa, Arthropoda, Insecta, Coleoptera, Chrysomelidae. The record is from RefSeq and is a predicted model, not a curated record. Gene Ontology annotation, cellular component: plasma membrane. Gene Ontology annotation, biological process: potassium ion transmembrane transport; regulation of membrane potential. Gene Ontology annotation, molecular function: inward rectifier potassium channel activity.
GAUCAAAGUUCCUAUGUUCAGAAGUAAUAGCCCCCAUAAGAAGCGAGGUGGAUGACAUUAGUCUUAUAAUAAUUAACUUCGAGGACCUCACAACGGUACCAGCGUCCUCUCUAGAGAAUAGUCCUAUUGGCAAAAAUAGGUUAAGUAAAUUUGGAAGAGCAAGAGCGUCAUUUCGACAAAGUCUAAAAUUCGGAUCGAGUAUAAGGGGAAGAGGACUCCGGUUAGCAGGGUAUCUUACUCCUCCCAGUGAUGUAACAGCUGCGGAGGAGGAAGAAGACAGAUUGGAGCAAUGUCCUUUGACCUCAAGUGCUCCUCCACCGAUCCUGGAACAGACAUGGGUGUCAAAAUCGGACCUUCCAUCGGCACCGGCACUGACAACUAUCCCCAUACCUGCUCAAACUCAAGACUAUACAGCCUUGACGAUAUCACAUAGUGCGCCUACCAGCCACCAGGCGUCGUUCGAAAGGGGCGAGAGUGCGGAAAGGACGCGGCCUAUGAUCCCGAAUAAUAGUAGUAACAAUAAUAAUAGGCAGCAUCACAUAACUCAGAACAGAGUAUCGCAUGCAACGAGUUUAGAUGCCAUAGCUAGAAGACAAUGCUUUAAAACAGGAUACCCCACCGUUAGUCUUUCAAAUAAACCUCAACUGAGCAAACAGUUCCCCAACGUUUCGUCCGAGAGCGAUCUUCAGAGGUACCGCACCGCCCAACAAUCGAAUGACAGAAGAAGUCCAAGUCUGUCAAAUCCGACUGAUUCUCUCAAGCAAAAGUUUUCAUUUCAAGACAAUGGAUCAGCUAAAUAUUUCCAAAGCGGAAUCCAUACUCCAAAGAUGGGUGAAAAAGUUGCUCAGAGUAAGAUAACGGUACAAGUGCCACGAUUAGCUGCGGAUUAUGUGGAGGCAAGAGCGUGGUUCGUUUCAUAA